This is a messenger RNA of Parasteatoda tepidariorum (common house spider), 2118 nucleotides long. The record is from RefSeq and is a predicted model, not a curated record. Lineage: Eukaryota; Metazoa; Arthropoda; Arachnida; Araneae; Theridiidae.
AUGUUUUUAGAAUCAAAAGUAUUUAAAAAGGAAGAUCUUAUUAUUGUUGCCCAAGAAAUUGGCGAAGUAUUACCUCAAAAAGCUACUGUAGCGGAUCUGAAAACGAUCAUUUUGAAAAGUAAAGAAUAUUUAGCUGAUCCAGAUUUUGUAACAAGUGUAUUGGUAGUUACUGUCAAUGAUCGACAACAAAAGGAGGAAUAUGAAGAAAAAGAGAGACAAAGAGAAUAUGAAGAGAGAGAAAAUAUAAGAAAACAUGAACUGGAGUUGGCGAGACUUCAAGCUACAUCGCAAAGAUCCGGUGAGUCUCCGCCAAAUAUUAUUAGUGCCAGUGCCAGAAAGCAGUUUAAUUUGCCAAAAUUAGAACUUAGGCAAUUUAGUGGUGAUUUAAAAGAUUGGCUAUCAUUUUGGGGACAAUUUGAAAAAAUUAAUAACGAUACAGAUAUUGCCCCUGAAAAAAAAAUUUCAAUACCUGAUUCAGGCUACACUGUUGGAUCUAGAGCUAGAGAAGUUGUAGAAAGCUUUCCUCCAACAGCUGCAAACUAUACCAAAGCAGUAGAUAGCCUCAAAGCCCGAUUUGGCAAGGAUGACCUUUUGGUCGAAGUUUAUGUUAGGGAAUUGUUGAAGCUUAUUGUUUCCGUUCAAAAGCAUAAAAAUAUAUCUAUGACGUCCCUUUAUGACAAACUAGAGUCAUAUCUUAGAGCUUUAGAAACGUUAGGUGUUACGACCGAGAAAUGCGCUUCAAUACUAUUGCCUAUGGUAGAAUCUUGUUUCCAAGAAGAGUUUCUAAAAGCCUGGAACCGAAGUUAUUCGCGCGUUGCUUCAGUUGACGCCAAAGAGCGAUUAACAAACAUCAUGGCUUUUCUGAAGGCAGAAACGGAAGGUGAAGAAAGAAUUAAUUUGGCCAUGUCAGGUUUUGGCUUGGGAUCUGAUGAAAAACGCCAACCCUUUAAAAAGAAAGCAAGAGAUUUGCCAACAAAAAGAUUUCCAACAGCGGCAAAUCUAUUGACUACAGAUGUAAAAGAUUUAAAGAAAGUGCGUGUGUUUUGUUCAGGGAAACAUAAAAGUUCAGAUUGCUUUACCGCUCGAAAUAUGACUUUAGCUGAAAGAGAGAACAUAGUAAGAGAAAGUCAAUGUUGCUUUGCCUGUUUAAUGCAAGGACACGCAGUUCGUAAGUGCAAAGCUUUUAUAAAAUGUGUCAUAUGCGGUAAAAGAUAUGUGGUACUAAUGUGUGAAUCUUUAGCUGCAAAAAAUCGUGAACCUGAUAAAUCUGGGCAGAAAAGUGAAAGUUCUGAAAUAAACAUGUCCAACAUCACGUACGGUCCGAAAGUGUUCCUUCAAACUAUGAAACUAAAGCUGAUAUCUGAUAGAAAAGAAAUUGUGGUGAGAGCGGUUUUAGAUUCUGGAUCACAAAGAACAUAUAUUUCAAAAAAUUUGACUGAAAAGAUGGAAUAUGUUCCCUUGAGAAAAGAAACUCUCAUACACUCUUUGUUUGGUGGUCAUAAAUCAGAUAAAUUUGAACACACGUGUUAUAGAAUUAGAUUAAGGAAUCCAGAGAAUAACUUGACUUGUAACAUGGAAGCUUUAGAUCAAGCAUCUAUUUGUGAUACUAUAACACCUGUUAGCUUUGGACCCUGGUUAAAAGAGCUUGAAGAAAUGAAUAUAAAGUUGUCAGACGUCGGAAAUGAGUCACAACCAGUUCAAAUUCUGCUUGGAGCUGACGUAAUAGGAAAACUUAUGACAGGAAAACGAAGAGUUUUGGCAAGUGGAUUAGUAGCAAUAGAGACACUAUUGGGAUGGACUUUAACAGGGAAAGCACCUGAAAAUGAUUUACCGUCAAGCAACGCAAUGUUGGUUACUUCACUUUUAGUAAAAGAAAUGGAUAUUUCUGAGCUGUGGAGAUUAGAUUCUUUAGGAAUAAAAGAUCCUUCAGAACAAGAAUCUAGAGAGGAAUUGCAAGAAGCCUCAAUGGAACAUUUCCUAAAUACAGUGAAAGUUGAAGGAGAUGGCCGUUUUAUAGUUAGUCUGCCAUGGCUUGAUGGGCAUUUGCCCUUGCCAGAUAAUUAUGAUUUGGCGUUAAAGAGAUUGCAAAUGACAACACGCAAGUUGAAAACCAGUUGA